CUUCCAAAUUCCAACCAUUUUUCUUCUCUCUUUUUGCUUUAGAAAUUUCAUUAUCUGAAAAUUAAUUACUUUCAACUCAACGUAAGCUACGUUUCCCCCCAGCCCCCUCUUUUUCUUUUGCAGAAUAAUCAUUUAAUUUUUGUUGGCGUACGUGUCGUUUAUAGAGUUGAUUGAAAAGGGGUUUUCGCUUUGAAUUCUGUUAUACUCAUCAAUCAUCAUCCUCUACUCCUAAGUAGGGAAAUAAAUUUCUUUCAAUUUAUUUAUUCGAGAUACAUAAAAAAGAUGGCUGAGCCGCCGGGGAGCCGGCUGCAGAGCUUGCUGCAGGCGGCGGUUCAAAGCGUUGAGUGGACUUAUAGCAUUUUCUGGCAAUUCUGCCCUCAACAAGGAGUUAUAGCGUGGAGUGAUGGAUACUACAACGGAGCAAUAAAGACACGGAAGACGGUGCAGGCGACGGAGGAGAGCGCGGAGGAGGCGACGCGGCAGAGAAGCCAGCAGCUGAGGGAGCUGUACGACUGUCUGGCCGGCGGAGACACCAGCCAGAGGCCCUCGGCGGCCUUGUCGCCGGAGGACUUGACGGAGGCGGAGUGGUUCUACUUGAUGUGCGUCUCCUUCUCCUUUCCGCCGGGAGUAGGGUUACCUGGGAAGGCAUAUGUAGAUAGGCAGCACAUUUGGCUUACAAGAGCAAAUAAGGCCGACAGCACACUCUUCUCCAGAACAAUUCUUGCUGAGAGUGCUAAAAUACAGACAGUGGUAUGCAUUCCUCUUCUGGAUGGGGUUGUGGAACUUGGGACAACACAGAGGGUUGAAGAAGACAUUGGAUUGAUCCAACGUGUGAAGAGCUUCUUCUCCCACUGUCAAAACCCUAAACCUUCAAGGCAAGCCCUAUCGGGCCACUCCACUUCUAACCCUACCUCUUCGGCCCCCGCUUAUUAUUCUCCUCCGCCAUUUGCACCACCACAAGUGGGGGAGAAAGAGGAAGAGGAAGAGGAAGAAGAAGAAGAAGAAGAAGAAGAAGAAGAGGUGGAGUCCGACUCAGAUCAAAACCCUGUUGAAGCAAUGCAGCUUGAUAUGUCUGACCAGGAUAUUAGGGCUGGCUCACCGGAUGAUAGCGAAAAUAAUUUAGGCUCCAAUUUCCACCACCUCGCCGCCAGCCACGGUGGCUUAGAUACGGCUGCAACGAUGCUUAGGUGGCCAUGCAAAAACCCCAUCGUCAACGCCACCCUUCAACCACCGCAUUCAGUGGACAUAAUAGCAGAAGAAGACACCCACUAUUCUCAGACAGUGUCAAGCCUCCUCGAAAACCAGUCAAACCGGUGGUCGAAGCUCUCCUCCGCCUCCGCCUCCGCCUUCUCCAAGUGGCAGGCCGCUUCUUCCAGCCGCCGCCACAACCAAAUCCUGGGCGGAGCCUCCCAAUGGGUCCUGAAAUACAUACUCUUCAGCCUCCCACUCCUCCUCACCAAGCCCCGCGACGACCUCGGCGGCAACCACGUGCUGGCGGAGCGGCGGCGCCGCGAGAAGCUCAACGAGCGCUUCGUGGUCCUCCGAUCCAUGGUGCCCUUUGUGACGAAGAUGGACAAGGCGUCCAUCCUCGCGGACACCAUCGAGUACCUGAAGCAGCUCGAGGAGAGAAUCCAGCAGCUGGAAGCAGAGAGGAAGGGCGGCCGGAGGGAGAAGAGGAAGGCGGAGGCAGUGGAGGUGUCCAUCAUAGAGAGUGAUGCGUUGGUGGAGAUUUCAUGCUUGCAUAGAGGGGGGUUGCUGUUGGAUGUGAUGCAGAUGCUUCGAGGGUUAGGUAUACAUGUCACCACGGUGCAAUCUUCCAUCAAUAAUGACACUUUUUAUGCUGAGUUGAGAGCUAAGGUGACGGAGAGUGCUAACGGCCGGAGACCAAGCAUCAUGGAGGUCAAAACCACGAUAAAGCAAAUAAUUCAACACCAGAUACAAUCAUAGUAUAGUUCAAAAAAUACCUACUUAAAGUGUACUAGAUUAAUUUCCCUUAAAAUUUCA
Molecule: messenger RNA, 2004 nt
Organism: Salvia miltiorrhiza (redroot sage)
Lineage: Eukaryota; Viridiplantae; Streptophyta; Magnoliopsida; Lamiales; Lamiaceae
Product: transcription factor BHLH42
Exons: 8
Coding region: 283-1947 (554 amino acids)
Molecular function (GO): protein dimerization activity
Source: RefSeq, a predicted model, not a curated record